This is a messenger RNA of Epinephelus moara (kelp grouper), 3455 nucleotides long. It is a transcript of the gene radx, whose product is annotated as RPA1 related single stranded DNA binding protein. Gene Ontology annotation, cellular component: replication fork. Gene Ontology annotation, biological process: regulation of DNA repair. NCBI's taxonomy places the organism in Eukaryota, Metazoa, Chordata, Actinopteri, Perciformes, Serranidae. Gene Ontology annotation, molecular function: single-stranded DNA binding. The record is from RefSeq and is a predicted model, not a curated record. The transcript is spliced from 15 exons. The coding region runs from base 702 to 3218 and encodes 838 amino acids.
CAGUGCGAGGUGUCCUGUCAACAGUUGGUAGGUGGGCUGUGGAGAAAAUGCUUUUUGGGCCACAGGCAAUAUGCAAUACCGCGAGUGGCCACUGAGGAAAAUCUGCUGCAAGGCUGAGAGGCAUUCCUGGGGUCUGGGUAGGUGCCUACACAGACUGUUUUUGCAGAGUCUCUUUUAUCGUUGGUCGCCCAGCAGUGUUUUUGGGUGUUGCCGGACACAAUAUUCACGCCUACCUCAAUAAUGGAGACUCACCACGAUCAACUUGCAUAUAUAUUUUCUUAUGUUGUCUUAUUUCUACUCUAUGGUGCAAUUUGUUGCCCAACUGCAUGCAGCUGGUGCCGUUUUUUAUUUUUACCGCCCCUGCCCCUCACACAGCUGAGGCCGCCACUGCUCACGGCAACUAGUAGUGACGCAAUCAAACGGCACCCGCCGCGCGCUGUUUGUAACGUUCAGUAAUUGUAACGUUAACUUUGUUGGCGAAUUAUCAAACACCGAGAAAUAUUAAGUCUUAUAUGGUAAACAAGCUGACUCGUAUAUUCAUUCAGAUAUUACUACUUUCUCUGGCGUGUCGGACAUUGCUGCUACAGUGGCAGGAGGAAGUUAGUUAACGUUAGCCAACAAGCUAACAUGAGAUAAUUUGGUGACAGCAGCAGCAACAUGCUGGCUAUCUGACAGAUAACUAGUUAACUUUCCUGGUCAUAAUGGAGGAUAACUCGUCUUCCUCUUCGAUGGUCACUGGUUUUUCUCAAGCGUCUUUCCUCCAGAGGACGCUGGAGCGGCUAUCCUCCACACAGUGUCUGAAAGUAAACACCGAGGAGGCGGUCGCUGUCAUCGCACUUCAGCGGUACUUAUCUGAGCAAACCGAGGGGCAGCAGGUCGACAGCUACAGCUACGAUGUGACCGUCACUGACGGAGUCUGGAGAGCCAAAUGUUUUGUUCACCCCGCUUUGAAUCACCUGGUGCACUCAAACAUCCUGAGGACUGGGACUGACAUCAGCAUCACACAGUGCUCUUUCGUUUAUAACGAGAGGAGACUGGGACACGGUUACAUCUGCAUUGAAAAGCUCCGCUGCGGUGCACAGAGCUCUGCUGUCCUGCCCCGUAUAAAGGACGUCAGUGCACUGCCCAUGCUGGUCAAGCAUGGCAUGGAGAGGAGUGUGGUGCUGCAAAGUGAUGUUCCCCUUCAGGUGAGCCGCAAACAUUACCUGGCUCUGUGGAACAACGACGACCCAGAGGGAGACAUCUGGACCUCAGGGUCUUCCUCCUCUGACACAGUGCUGGACGUGUCAAAGAUUACUCUUCUUUGUAGUCUGGAGUCAUGCUUUAGAAAGACAUGGACACCUCUCCCUCUCCUAGUGAAGAUAAUACACAAAUCCAGAUUACGGUAUUAUGGGAAGUUUGGGCUCAAGAUUGAUUACCCCUACCAGGCUUACUUUGAAGUCGCUGACCAGAGUGGGACAAUGUCCCUUGUGCUAUGGAACGAACUUUGUCCAGAGUUUUACCAGAGACUUACUGUAGGCACAGUGUUGUACAUCCAGAACUACACCUUGAAGCAGAGUUAUUCAAACCGGUCACGCCCACAAAUGGACCAUCACAAAAUGAAGACCUUUAACUCUGUAGAAAUCUGCCUGAACCCUCGAAAACCUACUUCAGUCAUCACUGUGAUCUCACCAAAGAGUGUACUGCCUCAGUGGGGAUUGCCUGAGGUUUCCUACCAGUUCACCACUAGGUCAGAGUUGGAAAAAUUAUCCAACAAUUCUGCGUGUGACGUCAUUGGUUUGGUGACAUUUGUCGGUCGUGUUGAAAGAGUCAAGAGUAAAGGGAACAAGGGUCCAGAAAAAUACUGGACGUAUCGCUGGAUCCACGCGGUGGAUGGAACAACCGACCUUCCUUUCAUCCUGGAGGUUUUUUCCUCCUCCCAACCGGAAGUCUUCAGUCGUAUAUGCCCAAUGACCUACCUGGUGUGCACUCAGAUGAGAGUUUGUCGAGUGGAAGGCUCGUUGCCCUACCUUACAAGCAGCUGCGAGACACAGACGUUCAUCACAGGCUACCACAAAGGUCAGCCAUAUGUGAGUGACCCCAGAGUAAAGAGCUUCAUCCAGUGGACCAAAACCCUGAAGGACAAUGUUGUCCUCCAGAAGACUGCUGUUGGUGGUCAUUAUUGCUACCCUCGUCCCCCAAAGACAUUCACCCAGUCGAUGGCAGAUGCCUCAGCUCAAACUCCUCUGGUUGCUGCAGCUGACUUGAAGAAGGAGUUAGAGACCCUGCAAUAUAGGGAGCAUAAAAAACUUGCACUUCAAGGACAGAUCACGGCAGUGCGGUACAUGAAACAUCCAAAGACCACAGGAGGAACAGAGGAGAAAGAGCAGGUGGCAGAUGCGUGUGAACAAGCUGCACCAGAUACGCACAUUCAUUCGUCAGCAGCUGAACAGAUUUUGGCGUCCACUUUAACAUCUGCCUCUGCUGAGAGGAUCUCAGUGAGUGGAAGGAAAAGAAGAAUUCAAACAAGAAAAGCCACACAGUCGUCCAUGAGUUGUGAAAGCGUGUUGGCAAAAAGGAGACAUCAAGACACAGAGGAAGGACAAGAGCAGGGAGAAGAGGAGAAUCACUCUGAAUCUGAGGAGGCUCAGGAUGUAGAAUGCCGACUAAAUGAAAAUCAGGACUCUAAUGUCGCAUCAUGGGAAAGCAGCAGUUGGCCGAAGCAACGACAAGAAGUUUCUGAACAUCUGUGUCAUGGUGGUCUGUACCAGGACAGCGUGUCUCGGAGGUUCACGUUUGACGAAAAGAACAUCCUUCUGCAGCAGAGUAACCUUCAGCCAGCGCGGUGGACACCGGGGCAAAGCGCUGACACCGUCCCACCUAUGGUUUGGCCGGGAUACUACCAAGUAACAAUAUUAGGCAUAAACAAGCAGAUUGCCGUUGAUGCUGCAUAUUUUCCUGUUGUGAGCUCAGAUGAGCCCCGGGCUGUAGGUCUUCCUCAGGAUCCCCACGGCAACACCAUGCUGUCCUGCCUUUCGUCAGGCUUCCUCUGUCCGCUCAGUGACACCGCCAACCACAGCGAAUCAGCACUUCCCGAGCCAGAGGAGGUCCUGGCGACUGCCGGUGAGCUGGAGGAUACUCAUGUCGUGUGCAUCUUGGACCUUUGCCAUCUGGGUGGAGACAAGGUGGAGGUCCUGAUCAGCAAAGUGUACAGAGUCACAGAGGUUUCUCUUGACUAGGAGGUACAUUUAGGAGUACUCAGCACUCUGACAGCAUCUUGUAGUUAUUAUCAGAAUACAUUAAUCAUGUUGUUAGAAAGUUAUUUUAGAUAGAAAAAGCAAAAGUUUUGGACCAAACCUCAAUUUGAUACUUGUAAAUAUACCUGUUAUAUAUGUACGGAAAUGUCACAAGAUUGUUUAAAUAAUGCUUUUCAAGAGGAAAAUGCUCUGUGAUUGAUAAAAAUACUGAAAUACCUG